AUGUCUACUGAAACAAAUACAAGAAUCUCCAAACGAGUAGAGAAGGAGCUGCAUCAAACAAAGGUUGUGAUUAGAAGACUACCCCCUGACUUCUCCGCAGAAAACUUUCUAGAAACUGUAAACCCUCUCCCAUCAAACUCUUACUUUUACUUUGCUCCUGGUGAUUCUACCCUCGGUGCUCAUGGCUGUUCUAGAGCAUACAUUGCAUUCAACAACGAAGCAGAAAUACUACCAUUUCGAGACCAAUAUGACGGACUAGUCCUAGAAUCUGGAAAAGGAACAAAAUAUCGCAUGACUGUAGAAUACGCACCAUUUCAAAACAUACCCAAGAAGAGUAGAAGGAAACCUGAUACCCGAAUUGGUACGAUUGAGGAAGACGCUGAUUUCAUUUUAUUUCUCGAGGCAUAUGAAGGUACUGAAGAGCCUACUCCAUCACUUGAUCUUGUUGCUUACCUACAAAAUCUCGAAGCUACAAAACGCAAAGCAAUUCAGUCAACUCCUCUGACCGAAUACUUAGAUAAAAAGGGGCUGCUGAGAAGGAAAGGUAGAAAUGAAGCUAAAAAGAAACACAAGGGAGAAGCCAGUAAAGGCGGUAAAGGCCGUGGCGCGAGAGAAGAUUCAAAACUAUCCAAAACUAGAGAGGAGAGUAGUCGUGAUACAAGAAGGAAGGAACGUAGACAAGACAAAGCACCACCCAAGCUAGUCACUAAAGAUAAGGAAGACAAUGAGCCUACUCAAUGGCCAACGAUUGAACCAACAGAAAUCAAGACUCCUGCACGAGAUCCCAAAUAUGAAACUAAAAGUAACACCAGCAGUGACAGACACAGCAAAGGAGAAGGUCGCACUAAAAAUAGAGACCGUCCAGACCGAGGAAUAUACACACCUCGAAGUCGGGAUGAUUCAGGAAAACACAAAGAAGAUGGAGGUGAACAGAGCACACACCAAGGCCGCUCUCAACGCUACAAAGGUGGGAAGGAUGAAGGACAGGAAGAGAGAUAUUCAAGCAGAUCUACUAGAGGCCGUGGAAGAGGCCCCAGAGAUCGACAGAAGGAGUACAAUGACUAUAGACAUGAAUCUUAAUUGUAUUAUUAUUAUGAUAAAUAUCUAUUAAUACCAUACAAAUUUGUUCACUGCUAAAUGUUCAAUUGUCCUAAAGUUCAUUUUUGGUCCAAAA
Halichondria panicea is the source of this 1174-nucleotide messenger RNA. Its product is annotated as regulator of nonsense transcripts 3B-like. NCBI's taxonomy places the organism in Eukaryota, Metazoa, Porifera, Demospongiae, Suberitida, Halichondriidae. Gene Ontology annotation, biological process: nuclear-transcribed mRNA catabolic process, nonsense-mediated decay; positive regulation of translation. Gene Ontology annotation, molecular function: mRNA binding. The record is from RefSeq and is a predicted model, not a curated record. Gene Ontology annotation, cellular component: nucleolus; cytoplasm. Bases 1 to 1080 code for a protein of 359 amino acids. The transcript has a single exon.